Messenger RNA from Protopolystoma xenopodis, 201 nucleotides. NCBI's taxonomy places the organism in Eukaryota, Metazoa, Platyhelminthes, Monogenea, Polystomatidea, Polystomatidae. The record is from the annotation of a GenBank genome assembly.
AUGUGUGGCAUCAUCAUAUCUGCCCCCAUUCCGAAUUGGGCCUCCUACCCAGAUCCCCAUCAUGAACCCAAAUAUCCGUUUCUCCUCUUUCCUGCUGAUUCAUUUCAAUCGGUCCCAGUGCCAGUCUACGUUGUACUCAAGGAGCUAUUUGCAAAGUCUUCCGUAACAAAUAGACCGCGCCUCACCAAGCAAGGGGCCUAG